AUUUCCUUUUGCAUCCCAACUGCCGCCCCAUGAUCGCGAACAUCAUCCAUCCCAUUCCACACAUCCACUUCUCACUUACAUCACCUGUAGCCAGAGCAACCAGAGACAUCACAAACUCAGCCGUUUGAACUUAUCUGCAAUUGCCUAGUAUUAUUGAAACUCAUCAGGUCGCUUCACCUCUUGAUACUCCGAUUGCUAGAGUUCAUCUUGAGUCUCUGACCUACUUCACCUUAUCCCCCCCUCUAUCAUCAUCAUCACCUCACCUUGGCGGCAACUGCAACCCGACGCUAAAAAACACCGCGCGCCUUCUCACCUUUAUCAACAGUUGCAUGCGCAAUUGAAGCCUUCAAAGAAAUCUGAACAGGAAGGACCGGUGCACCACCACCAGACGACCCGGGCUGCCUGCCUGCCCUUUUCGACAUAAUGGCCACCGCCUUCGCCGCAUCAACACCUUCACCUCCUCCCUCUACCAUUCGCACACCACCGACACCCAAACACGGCUGGAGCGACAACUGGGAGCCUUAUUCUCCUCGCAAGUCGGCACGCAUUUCAUCUCGUCGAGCUGCAAACCGAACUCCUUCUCCGCAACCACCUACUCACCGCACUCCUCCUCGAUCAACUCGCAAACCCAUCGCACCUUCCGCCGCUGCGGCCAUCAUGUCGCCUGCCGCUACACCUCAGAAGAAGCGCCAACCUGCGCAAGAUUCCGUUCGCCGCGCUUCAGGUUUCUUAACUGCUGACAGCUCAUCGCACGCUGCGUCGUCGCUCGGAAUUGACAUGAUGGAUCGCCAAUCGAACCACACCGCCUCGACUCGUCGCAGCGGUAUGCUACCCACGCCAGCCAAGACGCCCAAGAAGGCACCUACCGAGAAGCAAACUGCGCAAAUCAAGUCGGUCGCGCGCAAUCUGUUCGCAAACGACGAGGCACUGGCCACACCCAAGAGAAAACGAACCCCGAAGAAGUAUUCAGGCAAUUCGUUGGAGAGCUUCACCGCCACUGAAGUAGAAGAAAAGAUUGACAUCUUUACCGAUUCGCAUGACCGCGUUCCUGUACCCGACUCCAGCGUGGACAAUCCGUUUUAUGGCGAUAGCGUCACCGUCGACCGAGAGCCCCCGCGCCGUCGCAGCAAGCGCAAGGUCGCGAUUCCGGGAGAAGCUGCGCAAGGCAUCGACGAUGCGCUUCAGCGCGAGGACGGCAUGGUUUAUGUUUUCCGAGGAAAGAAGAUCUUCCGCAAGUUCGCUGAGCCCGAAGAUGAAGACGAUGAAGAGGGCAGCUCAAGCGAAUCUCGCAUUCGCAGACCGCUCACUCGUUCUGCCAUCAAGCCGCGCCUACUCUUCCCUGUUACGCCCAAGGCGCCUGCUACAGGCACCACUCUCGAGGAGGAGGAAGCCGUGACUGACAUCGAAGAUCAUUACCUCGAGGAAGACAACGAGAUCGAGGAUGCGCCAGAGACCCCGGCUGAGAUUGAGGAAGAGGCCCCAGCAACUCCCAAGGCACCCAAGUUCGGUCAGACGGUCGCAACUCCACCGGAUACUAGGCGCACCACCCGCUCUGGAUUGAAGGCGGAAGAACCGUCACCGAUCAAACGCAAGACUCGCGCGAGUCCCUUUGACGGCUGGCCGCGUGUCAAGAGCCGCCACGGAAGCAGUGCCACGAAGCGCGCGGGCGACGAGCUCGAAGCUUCUGCUCCUAAGCGAACUCGCACUUGAUACUCGUACAGUUAAUUCGUUUUUGAGUAUCGGUCUUUGCGCAUCUCAGCGAUUCGGAGUCUGGGUCAUUAUUCCGCUUCGAUCAGGAUUAUGGGAGGAGGAAGCACAAUUCUCCGAUGGGCUUUUGUGUAAUGGGAACUUCACUUUCUGGGCAAGGGAUAAAUUAGCUGGUGGGGGUACCAAUGGUAUUCUCAGCCAGAUACCCUUUUUCUACGGAUACUAGGGUAGACUUUUUGUACUGGACAAUUCUUGUAAAGCCUGCAGGGAAGGAUUGGGAUUACGGCGUUUGUUUAGCCUUCCAUCAUAGGCUGACAUUGCGUGUAAUAUGAGAGCUGCGGUCAGUUCUCACAAGUCUGCAGACUAGGACAACACCAACGAUUUUACAUAGCACCAUUUUUCC
This is a messenger RNA of Colletotrichum phormii, 2110 nucleotides long. RefSeq lists its product as uncharacterized. Lineage: Eukaryota; Fungi; Ascomycota; Sordariomycetes; Glomerellales; Glomerellaceae. The transcript is spliced from 2 exons. The record is from RefSeq and is a predicted model, not a curated record. Bases 424 to 1710 code for a protein of 428 amino acids.